Grosmannia clavigera kw1407 is the source of this 1173-nucleotide messenger RNA. Its product is annotated as 2-oxoisovalerate dehydrogenase. NCBI's taxonomy places the organism in Eukaryota, Fungi, Ascomycota, Sordariomycetes, Ophiostomatales, Ophiostomataceae. The coding region runs from base 1 to 1173 and encodes 390 amino acids. The record is from RefSeq and is a predicted model, not a curated record. The transcript has 2 exons. Gene Ontology annotation, molecular function: catalytic activity. Gene Ontology annotation, biological process: branched-chain amino acid catabolic process; response to nutrient.
AUGCUACGGCCGGUAGCUGUAGCCACACAGCCGUGGCAUCGCAGCAGCUACUCGACCCAGGCGCUGGUGGGCGCGCGGCUGAACGUGCCGAUCGACUACGCGACGACACCGCUGCUGGCACACACAGCGCAGGCAGCGCUGGGCCAAGCAGAGCUGCCGGCAGCGGUGCGCAGCGGGACGACGAAGCGGAUGAACCUGUUCCAGGCGGUCAACGACGCUAUGGCGACGGCGCUGGGCGAGGACGAGUCGGUGCUGUUGUUUGGCGAGGACAUUGCCUUUGGCGGUGUCUUCCGCUGCUCGAUGGGCCUGCGGGACACAUUUGGCGACGAGCGAGUGUUCAACACGCCGCUGAGCGAGCAGGGCAUCCUGGGCUUUGGAAUCGGACUGGCAGCUGAGGGCAUGCGGCCGAUCGCAGAGAUCCAGUUUGCCGACUACGUCUUCCCGGCCUUUGACCAGCUCGUCAACGAGGCAGCCAAGUUUCGGUAUCGCGACGGGACCAACGGCCGCCACGUCGGCGGACUCACAGUGCGCAUGCCCUGUGGCGGCGUCGGCCAUGGCGCGCUCUACCACUCGCAGUCGCCCGAGAGCCUGUUCGCCCACAUCCCUGGCCUGCGCGUCGUCAUGCCGCGCUCACCCCUGCAGGCCAAGGGCCUCCUGCUGGCUGCCAUCCGCUGCAAUGACCCGGUCGUCUUCUUCGAGCCCAAGAUCCUCUACCGCGCCGCCGUCGAGCAGGUCCCCACUGCCCCCUACACCCUGCCGCUCUCCAAGGCUGAGGUGCUCAAGCAGGGCGCCCACCUGACGAUCGUCUCCUACGGCCAGCCUCUCUACACCUGUCUCAGUGCCAUCCGCCGCGCCGAGGAGGACCUAGGCGCCGGCCUCUCCAUCGAGCUCAUCGACCUCCGCACUAUCUACCCCUGGGAUAAGGAAUGUGUCCUACAGAGCGUCCGCAAGACCGGCCGCUGCAUCGUCGUCCACGAGUCUAUGAUCAACCAGGGCGUCGGCGCCGAGGUCGCCGCCAGCAUUCAGGAGGACCCAGACACCUUUGUGCGUCUAGAGGCCCCUGUCAUGCGCGUCGCCGGCUGGAGCACGCCCAACGGCUUGCUGUACGAGAGGUUCAACAUUCCUGACGUUGCCACUCUGACACCGAUCCUGCCAGCCGUUGCCAACUGCUGA